AUGGCGUUCCGUAUCGGUGGCGGGAAAGAUCCUGUGGCGCCAUAUUAUGAUACUGAACGCAUCAUAGAAAUAGCCAUGAAGAACAAUGUUGAUGCAAUCCACCCUGGCCACGGUUUCUUGGCGAAAAGUCCACGGUUUGCUCAGCAAGUUGUUUCCGCUGGAAUGAAGUACAUCGGACCGACAGCAGGUGUGAUCGCACAAAUGCGCGACAACUUGCAAGCUCGUCAGUGCGCCAUAAAGGCGAAACUGAAGGUAAUUCCGGGCUCUCCAAGCUCUAUAACAAACCCAGAAGAAGCGGUGAAAGUUGCACAGCAGUUCGGAACUCCGAUUAUUCUAAAACCUGCUCAUGGAUCAGGCGGACAAACCAUACGAUACGUACACAAUAUCCAGCAGAUUGCGGAGGCUUUCGAGUCGAUGUCCAACACGGCUAAGAACUUGUUUGGGGACGGUUCGGUUAUGGUCGAGAAAUACAUCGAUCAGCCCAGGUCUUCAUUUUAA
Cooperia oncophora is the source of this 498-nucleotide messenger RNA. NCBI's taxonomy places the organism in Eukaryota, Metazoa, Nematoda, Chromadorea, Rhabditida, Trichostrongylidae. The record is from the annotation of a GenBank genome assembly.